Caretta caretta (loggerhead turtle) is the source of this 270-nucleotide messenger RNA. Lineage: Eukaryota; Metazoa; Chordata; Testudines; Cheloniidae. The record is from RefSeq and is a predicted model, not a curated record.
GAAGGGACCAGAGCCAAUAUGCUGCAGAACCUGCUGGCUCUUCGGCAAAUUUCCCAGAGGACCAUAAGCACUGCUUCACACAGACAAGUCGCAAACAGAGUUCCAAAGAAGCAGAAGCUUUCUCAGGAGGAUAAUGGAAUGCCAGUGCAUCUUAAGGGUGGACUAGCAGAUAGUUUGCUGUAUAGAACCACCAUGGCUCUAACAGUUGGAACAUGCUAUGCUGUUUAUGAGCUGUUUGUAGCUGCAAUGCCCAAGAAAGUGAAAUGAUUU